Vigna umbellata (rice bean) is the source of this 2686-nucleotide messenger RNA. Its product is annotated as heat shock 70 kDa protein-like. Gene Ontology annotation, molecular function: nucleic acid binding; ATP binding; ATP-dependent protein folding chaperone. The record is from RefSeq and is a predicted model, not a curated record. Lineage: Eukaryota; Viridiplantae; Streptophyta; Magnoliopsida; Fabales; Fabaceae.
AUCGUAUAGCCAUUGCCUCUGAUUCUAAAAGGGCCCUUCUCUUUUUCGGAAACCUCCUUCUCUCUAGCACAGUUUUCUUAAAAUUACUUUCCAAGCAGGUUCCCAAAUUCUGAAAUCAAGGGUUUUUGAAAUUCAAUUAUCACAUUCUUAUACCUAUAACUACACACUUGCCGUUCAAUUAAUCUCAUUUCUGUGUUUACCUACUCUCUUCUCUCAACUGCUAAGCUUUGCCAUGGCUACCGAAAAAGUCAAACCCAUUGGCAUUGACUUGGGCACAACCUACAGCUGCGUAGCAGUGUGGCAAGACAGCCGUGUCCAAGUCAUUUCCAACGACCAAGGCAACCGCACUACCCCUUCCUACGUUGCCUUCACCGACACUCAGAGGUUGUUGGGCGAUGAUGCCAUGAAUCAGCGAUUCAAGAACCCUCACAACACUGUCUUCGAUGCCAAACGUUUGAUCGGUCGCAGAUUCUCCGACAUGUCUGUUCAGCAAGACAUGAAGCUCUGGCCCUUUAAGGUUGUCGCUGGGACCAGAGACAAACCAAUGAUUGCGAUCACCUACAAAGGCGAAGAGAAGCACCUUGCAGCAGAAGAGAUAUCUUCCAUGGUGCUGUUUAAGAUGAAGGAGGUCGCGGAAUCCUAUUUGGGUCACGCAGUAAGGGAUGCAGUUAUCACUGUCCCUGCUUACUUCAGCAACGCGCAGAGACAAGCUACAAAGGAUGCUGGGAAAAUCGCUGGUUUGAAUGUGUUGAGGAUCAUCAACGAGCCAACCGCAGCUGCCAUUGCUUAUGGAUUGGACAGGAAAGGAUUCAGAGAGGGUGAUCAGAACGUCCUUGUGUUUGAUCUCGGAGGUGGAACAUUCGAUGUUUCCUUGGUGACAAUUGAUGAAGGGAUGUUUAAGGUUAAGGCCACGGUGGGAGAUACUCAUUUGGGUGGUGUGGAUUUUGAUAACAAAUUGGUGAACCAUCUUGUGAAUGUGUUUAGAGAGAAAUACGGGAAGGAUAUCAGUGGGAACGCGAAAUCUUUGGUAAGAUUAAGGUCAGCAUGCGAGAAAGCUAAGAGGAUUCUGUCUUCGACUUCCCAGACCAUUAUAGAGCUUGAUUCUUUAUAUGAAGGGAUUGAUCUAUAUGCCUCUGUUACGAGGGCCUUGUUCGAGGAACUGAACAAAGACUUGUUCAUUAAGUGUAAGGAGACAGUGGAAAAGUGCCUGGUUGAGGCCAAGGUUGACAAGAGCCAAGUUCAUGAGAUCGUUCUCGUCGGUGGGUCCACUAGAAUUCCAAAGGUACAGCAACUUCUGAAGGACAUGUUCAGCGUCAACGGUAACAUCAAAGAGCUUUGCAAAAGCAUCAACCCUGACGAGGCCGUGGCGUACGGUGCUGCAGUUCAGGCAGCAAUUUUGAGCGGUGAAGGAGAUAAAAAGGUGGAGGAGUUGUUGUUAUUGGACGUGAUGCCAAUUAGUCUCGGAAUUGAGGGUGCUGGUGGUGCCAUGUUAGUGUUGAUCCCCAAGAACACCGUGAUCCCCACCAAGAAGGAGAGGGUUUGUUCGACCUGGUACGACAAUCAGAAAAGCCUCACGGUCAAAGUGUUUGAGGGAGAACGAGGCAUGGUAAAAGACAACUUCUUUCUCGGCAAGUUUGUCCUCCAUGGGUUCGAGCCAUCGCUAAAGGGAGUCCCACAAAUCAACGUUAGCUUUGACGUGGACGCAGAUGGCUUUGUGGAGGUGACGGCGGAAGAUAAAGCCACGGGUCUAAAGAAGAAGAUAGUGAUCAAUAACAAGCAAGGAAGGUUGAACCCGGAAGAGAUCAGAAAAAUGGUGAGGGAUUCAAAGAAGUAUAGGGCAGAGGAUGAGGUGGGGAAGAGGAAGAUGAAGGCAAAGAACGCACUUGAGAAUUUCGCUUAUGAAAUGAGGGAGAGAGCGAGAAGGAUCGAAGAGGCAGUGGAAGAAACCAUAGAGUGGCUAGAGAAUAACCAAUUAGCAGAGAUAGAGGAGUUUGAGUACAAGAAGCAGGAGUUAGGAAGGUAUCUAAAAGAUGAUCCCAAUCCGAAUAAUACCUCAAAUUCUGAGGUUAAGGUUCCUAUAUGGUGUACGUGGAGAUGUCCACCCAGUGGGUGGGUUUGUCUGAACACGGAUGGGUCGGUGUUUGAGAACCAUCGAACAGGGUGUAGCAGAGGUGCGUGCGGGGGUCUAGUUCGAGAUUCCGCAGGAUGUUUUCUAGGUGGUUUCGGUGUUAAUUUGGGGCCCACAUCAGUGAAGUUAGCGGAGUUGUGGGGGGUUGUUCACGGUCUGAAGUUAGCGUGGGAUCUUGGUUGUAAGAAGGUGAAGGUGGAUAUUGAUUCGAGCCAUGCUCUUGGUCUCGUUAGGCACUGUCCAGUGGGUAACGACCCAGCGUUUGCGGUGGUUCAGGAGAUCAAUGAGCUUGUUCGGAAGGAUUGGUUGGUGGAGUUCUCACACGUGUUUAGAGAAUCUAAUCGUGCGGCUGAUCGCUUGGCGCACUUGGGACACUCUCACUCUUUGCAAUCGGGUGGGAAGCGAUUUUCGGACCCUCCAUCUGCCAUUGUUGAUAUUCUUCGAGAUGACUUGGCAGGUCUUGCAAAGCAACGCGGCGUUCCUUAGUGCGGUUUAUCUGUAUUUACUCAUCCAUGGUUAUAAGUUUUUUUUUUUAAAAAAACUUUUCUGCUUUUAUGA